AUGAUUCGGCUGAUGAUCGCUACGCUGAUCUGUGUUGUUCUCAUCAUCCCAGACGAUGCAGCUACUUGUCAGGUAAACUACAGUCCACCCCUGAGUAAUACAAACAAUGCGUGCCCUUCAGGAAUGAGCAUCACUCAGAAUACACAAUGUGAUUUUACCUGCCCUACUGGAUACAAUCAGGUCGGGAGCUCAACUGUCUAUUGCCAGUCCAACGGUCUUCUAUCUGAUCAAAUUGGAUGCGAGAUUCUUUGCGAGGUUAACUACACUUUGCCGGUGACUAAUACCAACAACGCGUGCCCUGCAGGAACAAACAUCACUGAGAAUACACAAUGUGAUUUUACCUGUCCUACUGGAUACAAUCUGGUAGGGAGCUCAACUGUCUAUUGCCAGACCAACGGUGAACUAUCUGAUCAAAUUGGAUGCGAGCUCAUUACAUGUCCUGUUUCGAACUAUACCUCGCCUCUCAUUGGGUCAUGUGAAUCGAACUCUACUGUUGAUUGGUCAACUGAAUGUACGUUUGGAUGCGCUGAGGGAUAUCUCCUUGAAGGAGAUGAUACUUCAAGUUGUGGCGUAAAUGGACAACUAAACGGAUCUCUUCCAACUUGA
Strongylocentrotus purpuratus (purple sea urchin) is the source of this 606-nucleotide messenger RNA. RefSeq names its product E-selectin-like. The transcript has 4 exons. The record is from RefSeq and is a predicted model, not a curated record. The coding region runs from base 1 to 606 and encodes 201 amino acids. Lineage: Eukaryota; Metazoa; Echinodermata; Echinoidea; Camarodonta; Strongylocentrotidae.